Fusarium sp. VM40 is the source of this 1800-nucleotide messenger RNA. Lineage: Eukaryota; Fungi; Ascomycota; Sordariomycetes; Hypocreales; Nectriaceae. The record is from the annotation of a GenBank genome assembly.
AUGUCUACACCGGCGGUGUACACUUCUCUUGAAAAAGAAGACCGCGCAGACGACAAGAACAAUGGUUUCACUUCUGAUCAACCGGUCACUUCUCACGAUGCCGACCUCAAGGGCUUGUAUAAGCUAGAUACCUGGUUGAGGUCCUAUGUUAUUAUCAUUGGGAUUUAUUUUGUCGGCGCGGUGUUUUGCGUGGCCUGGUCUUAUACUGGCGCCCUGCUUGAUAACGAUGCGAGCAAGAGACGUGUUUUUCGAACAGGAGACAGGGUUCCUGUUGAUCAACUUUACUCCGGUAUAGCCCUCUCAGCUCUCCUCACACCAGCAUCAAUCUUUGUUCAGUUCAUCACAUACGAUUUCCGGAGGUUGCAUCUAUUUUCUCUCACCACUCAGCAGCCAGUUGCCAUCAAAGACCUGGAUGAGAUUGCUGAUAGCAUCACUCUUCUCAGUUUGAGAAGCGUGGUCAAGUACUCUUGGUGGUAUGGCUUGAUGCACGCUGCUUUAAUUAUGACGCGGACCCUAAUUAUACCUGUCGGUACUCUGUCUCUCACUGUCGGCCCGUAUUCAUACUACAAGGACGGCUUUGGCGUCGUGGGACUUCCCAUAUCUGCGGCUGAUGCGGCGGGAACCAACGUCACCGCACUCUCUUCAGCGAUGGGUGGAAGCCCACAUCUCGACUUUCAUCCGUCAUUCUCAAAGAACGAUACCUUCCUCACACAAACAGUCUUCACGUUCGUUGGUAGCCUUGUUUCCCAAAACGCUCUCGCCAAUGUCGAUUCUGGAAUCCUGGGCCCUGUACCAACACACAACCUGACGUUCGCAACCAACACUACCUACGAUGGCUUGGUCUUCUUCAACUGGACUGCGAACUGUGAGGCAGCUACCGAAGUCAACUACACCUCUUACAAAGAAGACGGAAACAGGAUCUACAACUUCACCCUUCCGGACAAAAGUGUUGAGAGCAUUGAACUCCUCUCCCAAGGAUCCCAGCGAAUGCGACUGUGGAGUAACUCUACAAGACAUGGCUCAAACAAGAUUCCGACCUCAGGCACAACCUACUUUCUCUCAGCCACCAAGUCAAUUCCAAACAUCAACGAGACUGCGCUGCGGAACAGAGGCAACGAUAAGAGCUUGGUACAGACAGACGGAGGUGACUGGAUCUCACGUUCCAAGUGCACUCCCACCCUCGAGUGGCUCGUCGGCUCGUGCACCUUCAACGGUACAAUCAUGACGGCCUGUUAUGAAAGGUCAGGAAUAAAUAUGUCCUCGUUGGAUACCGCUGCUCUAGACUCCCUAGGGCUAUACAUGACGGCCAUCCCUUGGUACAUCUUCAAUAGUAAGAUGGGCAUUGUCGACGAUACUCUCGACGCUCUAUAUACGAUCCCCACUGCCAGAGAUCUGGGCCACUUCUUCGGGAACAUGGCCCACGCCAUCGCCUCCAUCAGCACAGCAGGCUAUUUUGGCACAUCAGAGGUCCCCACUCUUUCCAGCAUCAUCAAGUCAGUCUACAUCGUCAGGUGCAGUGUUUUGAUCGCCGUUACCGUUAUGCUUUUCCUGUCUGUCGCAGUGUCCAUAAUUGACAUUGUACGCAACCGAAUCAAACAUCUUCCGCAAUUGCCUAGUGACUUUGCGGCGAUUGCCCAUGCUGUACGUGGGCCUUGGUGGGAUUACGAGCUUGUGGGUUAUCGGCCAUGGGAUACUACAAAAUCGCGAAGCGCGGGUGCUUCUACGGUCAUGUUCGGUGUUGACACUGAGGAUCCACGGUAUAUCAGAUUGGCACCAACUGUCGCACCAAUUCGGCAAUGA